This is a messenger RNA of Moneuplotes crassus, 1130 nucleotides long. Lineage: Eukaryota; Ciliophora; Spirotrichea; Euplotida; Euplotidae. The record is from the annotation of a GenBank genome assembly.
AAUAUAUCAAAAAUAAAAUGGGAAAUUGCUGAGCCGGUGAAGACGAUAGUAAACAAACUAAUAUGCUCAAGAAGAAGUCUAAAGGCAAGUCCUCUAAUGGACCUAAGAAAGGAAGAACCCUCACUCAAGAUGAAUUCGAUCAAUUCAAGCAAGAAGUCAAGGAUGAUGAGAUCGAUGAUUUAUGGAGCAACCCAGGAGAUUGGGAAACUGAUGAUGACUCUGACUCAGAUGAAUUUAAUAAAGACUUGGUUGACCUAGAUAAGAAGGGAAAUACAAAGAGCCUUUUUAGAUCAAAUUUCAUGGAUAAGCUUCAUGAAUACCUUGCUGAUGAUGUUUUAGCAAAGCAUGGGGAACUGGGUCCAUUCCAAUAUAGAAAGAAAGAUUAUAACGCGAUGAAGCUUGAUGAAGGCAAGCUGGAAGUCAGAAAUCCUACUAAACUUGAAGAUGACUCCUAUUAUUUUGGCCAAUGGAUCCAAGGAACUGAUGAGAGAUGUGGAAGAGGCUUCCAAGUUACUGAAGAGGGUGAGCUCUAUGAAGGCUUCUGGAAUAAAAACAAGAAAAAUGGGAAAGGCAGAACUCUCUUCAUCAACAGAGAUGUCUUCCAAGGAACUUACAAGAAUGGCCAGCCUGAAGGAUAUGGCUGCUUCGUUAAAGACAAAGAUGUAAAGACUAAAGGUUAUUAUAAGAAAGACAAGCUCAAUGGUAAAGGAUUCGAAAUGCUCCCAGAUGGGACUACUUACAGAGGAGAUUUUAAGAAUGGAGAAAAGGAAGGAGAAGGAACUUUCAAAUGGGAAGGAGGCCAAUCUUACACAGGAGAAGUAAUAAAUGGCAAGCUACAAGGAAAAGGAACUUAUACCUGGACUGAUGGAAGAACCUACACAGGAGAUUUCAAAGAUAGUAAGAUGGAUGGGGAAGGAAUUUUCAAGUUUUCAGAUGGAAAGCAAUACGAAGGAGAGUAUAAAAAUGAUAAAAAGCAUGGUCACGGAGUUUAUACCUGGCCUGAAGGAAAGAAGUAUGACGGAGGAUGGAAAAAUGGCAAGCAGCAUGGAGAAGGUAUCUACACUACUAAAGAAGGAAAAGUUAAAAAAGGACUUUGGGAAGAUGGAGAGAAGAUAAAGUGGAUAUCAUAA